AUGGUCGAGGUGACGUACGAUGUUCCCUGGUUUCGCCACUCUUGCGUUGAUUGGGCUCCUGUCUGCAAGAUGCCCGUGAAGAGAUCGCAGCUCAGUCCUUACACGCAGUCUCUCAUCCAGGAAGGCCAGGUCGUGUCGGAGACUCCUAAGUUGGUUCCUUACCUGGGGAAGCACGUCAGGGAAGGAGUGGACAUCCGUUACCUCAAGUUCAUCGCCGAGCACCUCCACGUUCGAAUCUUCGAUUUUAGCAGCUGCGUGGUCUUUCGCUGCAGGGCAUUCAUGAGGAGCUUUGUUCGCCAGACCGUGGAGACCCGUCGUGAGUACAAGAAGAGCGGCCGCAAGCUGCAGGCGGAAGUUCAAAAACUCACGGGCAAUGUGCAAUACGGUAAAAUGGUGCAAAACCAAGAAAGCUUUCGAACCACCCGUGUGUACACAGACGGCAUGAAGUUCCAAAAGGCCGCAUCUGGGCCCGCCAUGCUCGACAUCCACCCGCAGAUCGUGGAGGAGCAUGCUUUCUUGGCCUUCGUCGAUGUGCAGAAGGCCGGCAACGCGAAGGUCUUGAGAUCGUUUCUCCAAGGAGGGUGGAAGGUGCUGGAGGAGUCACGCUUGCUGAUGAUGAAGGCGCACUACGGGAUCCGCCGUGUUUUCGACGGAGAUCUUCUCAAGAGCAUCGACCCGGCGGAUGACUCGAGCGACAUGAAGCCCGAACAGAGCCGCGUGAGAUGGCUUGGUGGGGACACCGACAGCAGCGUCCUGCAGAUCUUCAGUGAUCAAGACCCGAAGAUCGCCUUGGCUAAGGCCAACUUGCGAGGCGCCGCUCCUUUCUUCGACGUGGCCGGCGAUGCGAAGGGCGACGCUCUGAAGGAGCACCUGGCUCCGUUGUGUGAGGAAAGUCGAGAGCUGGCGCUUCGUCGCGCUGGCGAGCUCGGCAACUUCUCGGACGAGUUGGCUCCUCACUACGGCGUCGAGUGGGUCGGUCUGGCGCCGAAGAUGUACUCGCUUUCCAAGACAGAAGGCGAGAGCAAGGAGCGGGCCAAGGGCGUUCCGAAGAGCGAGCGCAAGAAGCUGGACCACGACCUUUACAAAGCCAUCUUGGAGAGCGGUGGCGAGCACAAGGUCGAGUUCUGUCGCCUGGGCUGUCGCCAUCACGUGAACGAGGUCGUGCAGAUCCAGAAGCGAGGCCUCACAGCACUGAACACGAAGGCUUGGCAGCUCGACUCGCAUCGCUCCAGACCGCUCGGGCACUUCAAGAACAACGACGUCUGGGCAGCGUGCUGGGCGGCGCUGCAAAGAGGCGAGCGCGGCUUCGAGGGGCGCUCCGAUGUGGCGGCCUUCCACCUGAUGAACCACAUCCUCGGCUUCGUGGAUGGCGAGGUUGGCUUCUUGCAUCGCGAGAGGAUGAGCGAUGGGCAGUUCAAGGGCAAGUUGCACAACACCAGUUACCUCCGAUCGUCCUGA
Molecule: messenger RNA, 1458 nt
Organism: Symbiodinium natans
Lineage: Eukaryota; Dinophyceae; Suessiales; Symbiodiniaceae
Source: the annotation of a GenBank genome assembly